UUGACCUUCAAUUCAACACUAAAAAUACAGCUCUUUAAAGUAUGACUACCUAUAAAUAGAUAAAAACUACUCAGGUAUGAGAUCUACUGCGCAUGCCCCAGGUAAACCCUAUAUGUUCAAUACAUACAAUCGAUGACUUUCAAUUCAGCUCGCCAAGUGAGCACACGUGUUUUGUGUUCGAAUGGCCAAUGCCCAACUUCUUUCGCCGGGUCCGGGACAGGCAACACCGGCACGUCUUGAUAGAAAUGAACAGGAAAGCUCACCCGCAGAGGCGGAGGAGAGUGAUAACAGUAAGGUAGAUGAGUCAGAGGACUCUCAAAAUGAACAUGUCUCGGUAGCAGACAAAACAGAGGACGAUUAUCGACGGCAGUGGUCGUCAGAGCAAAUUCGGAAAAAGAAGAGUAAGUCUGGCGAGGUUUCUAACAGAACACUUUCGCGACCAAAGAAACGUAAAAAGAGCAGGUCCUCUAAUGAUUCUAGCUCCAGCUCGUCUAGUUCAAGUUCCUCUAGCUCCUCCUCAAGCUCCUCUAGCUCUAGUUCUGAAUCAGAUUCUGAUUCGGGUUUGGUUUUGAGUUCUAAUGAAAGCUCUAUAUCUAAACCAAAAAUCUCGAAAAAGAUACUUAAUUUUGUAAGCAAGUAUGCAACAAAAGGCUUAAAUAAAAAGAAAAGGCAAAAUGUUGCGAAAUUUUGUCCAAUACCUCAUUCGAAAAAGCUUCAGGGUUUAUCUUUAGACAGGUUUUUCAAGAAAAUUUAUUUCAAAGGGAAAAAAUGGAACGGUAAAUUAGAAAAAAAUAAAGUUAACACGCAAAUGAGAAUUCUUGAUGCUUUAGGGCCACUUUCUGUUUUAUGGAGCGAGGCAGAGAGAAUUAGCAAAACAGGCAAGGGUAUGGACCCUUCGGAUGUUAUUCAGUUUGUUCAGAGAGCAAUCAUGUUUGUAGGGAAUGCUCAUUUUCUUUACAAUACUGAUAGACGUAAAGCGGUCUUAGCUAAAACAAUGCCAGAGUCAGUAGAUAUUAUUUCGGAUAAGAGGUACAAAAAAUCACUGGGUAAAUGCAAAAGUGAUUUAUUUGGGAAACGUUUUCUCAAACAGCUAGCUAAAGAUAACAAAGAUAACAGAGAAUUAAAACAGCUUUUGUCUAACGGUAAUGAGAAAAAGGUUUGGUCACAGACAAGACAAUUUUCUGAUAGAAACCGCCAGUUUUUUCUUCAGAGACCCUCAUCAAGCCUCCAGUAUGGGGGUCGCAGACAGACAGACAGGAGGCAGUUCAAUCAGAAUCAGAGAUACACUCAGUACCCCCAGUACAGGGGACAGGGGGCGAAUCAGAAAUAUACAGCGCCUCCCAAGAAACCAAACACUCAAUGAAUCAGGAGGAUAACUCUGUGCCUUAAACGGAACGAAGCCAGUCCGCCUUGAGAGCUCUGAUUUACUGUAUGGUGGUUUACACUUGAACUGUACCUAAAGAAGAAGAGACUUUUUUGCUCUAAAUCCAGAUCUUGACGAAUAGUUUUGUGCUAUAGAAUAAUCUUGUUGUGUAUUACUUUAAAUUGUUAUUUAAAAAAAAAAAAAAUUAUUUUAAAGUCUUCUUUGUUUGGCUCGCAUUGAAAGUCAUCGAUUGUAUGUAUUGAACAUAUAGGGUUUACCUGGGGCAUGCGCAGUAGAUCUCAUACCUGAGUAAUUUUUAUCUAUUUAUAGGUAGUCAUACUUUAAAGAGCUGUAUUUUUAGUGUUGAAUUGAAGGUCAAUGCAUUAUUAUAUCUCACUUCAAUAUUAUCAUAUAAUUUAUAUUUCAUUUCGGGCGCUUCGCGCCCUCAUAAAAUCUUCA
Saccostrea cuccullata (small rock oyster) is the source of this 1822-nucleotide messenger RNA. Its product is annotated as NKAP family protein CG6066-like. Lineage: Eukaryota; Metazoa; Mollusca; Bivalvia; Ostreida; Ostreidae. The transcript is spliced from 2 exons. The record is from RefSeq and is a predicted model, not a curated record. The coding region runs from base 182 to 1363 and encodes 393 amino acids.